UGUUAAAUUCCGUGAUGGCAACAAGGUGACAUGAGCUGAGGAUGACCCUGACUGAAAGGCUUCGUGACAAAAUAUCUCGGGCAUUUUAUAGCCACGGGCUUUUUUGUGCAUCCUACCCUAUUCCUAUCAUUCUCUUCACUGGCUUUUGUAUCUUAGCCUGUUGCUAUCCACUACUGAAGCUCCCCUUGCCUGGAACAGGACCUGUGGAAUACACUACCCCUGUGAAGGAAUACUCACCACCACUAUCAGACCCAGAUCACGAACAGAAGGAUCGGAGUGAACAGCCAGACUGGUAUGUGGGAGCUCCAGUGGCCUACAUUCAGCAAAUAUUUGUGAAAUCCACUGUUUCUCCUUGGCACAAUAAUUUGCUGACAGUGGAUGUGUUCCGCUCACCUCUCUCCCGGGUGUUCCAGCUGGUAGAAGAAAUCCGAAACCAUGUGCUGAGAGACAGCUCUGGAACCAAGAGCCUCGAGGAAGUAUGCCUGCAAGUGACUGAUCUCCUGCCGGGCCUAAAGAAACUUAGGAAUUUGCUUCCUGAGCAUGGCUGCCUUCUCUUGUCACCUGGAAACUUCUGGCAAAAUGAUCAGGAGCGCUUCAGUGCUGACCCUGAUAUUAUCAGAACUAUCCAUCAGCAUGAACCAAAGACCCUACAGACUUCUGCAACUCUUAAAGACUUAUUGUUUGGAGUACCAGGAAAGUAUAGUGGGGUGAACCUCUAUACUAGGAAGAGAAUGGUGUCUUAUACCAUUACCCUGGUCUUCCAGAAUUACCAUUCCAGGUAUCUGAAUAGCCUUCGGGCCCGACUAAAGCUGUUGCACCCUAGCCCCAACUGUAGUCUUCGGGAGGAGAAUCUGGUGCAUGUGCAUUUCAAGGAAGAAAUUGGUAUUGCUGAGCUCAUUCCCCUCGUCACCACCUACAUCAUCCUCUUUGCCUACAUUUACUUCUCUACAAGGAAGAUAGACAUGGUGAAAUCUAAGUGGGGAUUGGCAUUGGCAGCAGUGGUGACUGUCCUUAGCUCUCUGCUAAUGUCUGUGGGACUGUGUACACUCUUUGGCUUGACACCAACCCUCAAUGGCGGAGAGAUUUUUCCCUACCUGGUGGUGGUAAUUGGAUUGGAGAAUGUGUUGGUUCUUACAAAGUCAGUGGUAUCUACUCCAGUGGACCUUGAAGUGAAGCUGCGAAUUGCUCAAGGCUUAAGCAAUGAGAGUUGGUCUAUCAUGAAGAACAUGGCAACAGAACUAGGCAUCAUCCUCAUUGGAUAUUUCACCCUGGUUCCUGCUAUUCAGGAAUUUUGUCUCUUUGCUGUAGUGGGCCUUGUCUCUGACUUCUUCCUGCAGAUGUUGUUCUUUACCACCGUUCUGUCUAUUGACAUUCGUCGAAUGGAGCUAGCUGAUCUAAAUAAACGGCUGCCCCCAGAAGUCUGUCUGCACCCAGCAAAGCCUACAGGACGGGGCCACAGAUAUGAGCGGCAGUUGGCCAUGCGACCCUCGACACCUCACACGAUCACCUUACAGCCGUCAUCCUUCAGAAAUCUUCGUCUCCCCAAGAGGUUACGUGUCAUCUAUUUCUUGGCCCGGACCCGGCUGGCCCAGAGACUAAUCAUGGUUGGCACCGUGAUUUGGAUUGGCAUACUGGUGUAUACAGACCCCGCUGGGCUACGCACUUACUUAACAGCUCAGGUGACAGAGCAGAGCCCCUUAGGGGAGACAGGACUGCCCCCAAUGCCUGUGCCAGGUGGGGUGCUGCCUGCAGGUGACCCCAAGAGUACUUUUUCCAUCUUCCCACCGGAUGCUCCCAAGCUAGCAGAGAAUCAGACCCUGCCUUGGGAAUCCCCUGAGGUUCAGGAGCCUCAGGACCAUCUGGAGGGGGCUCCUCACAGCAGCCUGCUGGACAUAGGCCCUGCCCCAGAGGUGACAUGGGGACCAGAAGAUGAAGAACUCUGGAGGAAAUUAUCCUUUCGCCAUUGGCCAUCCCUUUUCAGUUACUACAAUAUCACUUUGGCUAAGAGGUACAUCAGCCUCCUUCCUGUGAUUCCUGUCACCCUCUACUUGAACCCUCAAGAGGUUCAGCACCAACAGGAGGCUCCACAUUACUGGCCUCUUAAGCCCCCAAACUCUGGAACUGCCCAAGAGGAAGGCCAAAGAAAAGCAUUUGAAAGUCCCAGUAGGGCCCAGGUCCAUGGAGAUGUCACUCUGUACAAGGUAGCUGCUCUAGGUCUGGCUUCUGGUAUCUUGUUGGUGCUUUUGCUCUUCUGCCUCUAUCGGGUAUUUUGCCCCAAGAACUAUGGACAGCACGGAUCCUCUCAUGGCCGUCGGAAGCGUGGGGACCUCCCCUGUGAUGACUACGGCUACUCCCCACCCGAGACUGAGAUCAUUCCUCUUGUCCUUCGGGGGCAUCUCAUGGACAUUGAAUGCCUAGCAAGUGAUGGGAUGCUCCUGGUGAGCUGCUGCCUAGUAGGACAGAUCCGGGUCUGGGAUGCACAGACUGGAGACUGCCUUACGUUGAUCCCCAAGCAAGGACUUCGAAGGGACAGUGGUGGUGUGUUUGACUCCCAAGAGAGCUGGGAGCAGCUAUCGGAUGGGGGGAAAGGAAGCCCCGAGGAGCUUGGAGACACCUCCCAGUUGCGGCGCCUCCUGGGUCCCCCACAGCCUCCUCUCUUUGGUGACCAGCCUGACCUGACCUGCCUCAUUGACACCAACUUUUCUGAGCAGCCCCAACUCCCACCUUUAGAGUCUUCUCAGCCUGAGCCAAGGCACCGCACUGGCUGUAGACGACCUGGCUAUGAUUUCAGCCGAUUGGUGCAGCGGGUAUACCAAGAGGAGGGGCUGAGCCCUGCCCCCUUACCAGCCCUAGGACCCCCUUCCCCAGUUCCUUCUUCAUUCCAUUGCCCUGAGGAUGAAGCCUGCUCUCAUCUCGAGAAGGGGUCACCCAUCCCCACAUGGACUCCCGACACAGAGAGCUCUGUCUGGAGCCUGGACCUGCAGGGGAACCUCAUCGUGGCUGGGCGCAGCAAUGGCAGGCUGGAGGUGUGGGACGCCAUCGAGGGCACCCUUCGCUGCAGCAAUGACGAGGUCACCUCGGGCAUCACUGCCCUUGUGUUCCUGAAUAAGAGGAUUGUGACUGCCCGGCUCAGUGGGUCCCUUGAUUUCUUCUCCUUAGAGACUCAUACAGUCCUUAGCCAUUUGCAGUUUCGAGGGACUCCAGGCCGGGGCAGUGCCCCCUCAUCCCCCGUGUACAGCAACAGUGAUACCAUAAUAUGCCACCUCACCCACACGGUGUCCUGUGCCCACCAGAAACCCAUAACGGCCCUGAAGGCCGCUGCUGGUCGUGUGGUGACUGGGAGCCAGGACCACACUCUGAGAGUGUAUCGACUGGAGGACUCCUGCUGCCUCUUCACCCUGCAGGGCCAUUCCGGGGCCAUUACAGCUGUGUACAUUGACCAGACGAUGGUGCUGGCCAGUGGGGGGCAGGAUGGAGCCAUCUGCCUUUGGGACGUUCUGACAGGUAGUCGGGUAAGCCAUAUGUUUGCACACCGUGGGGAUGUCACCUCUCUCACCUGCACCACCUCCUGCAUCAUCAGCAGUGGCCUGGAUGACCUCAUUAGCAUCUGGGACCGAUCCACUAGCAUCAAGCUCUACUCUAUUCAGCAGGACAUGGGGUGUGGGUCCAGCCUGGGUGUCAUCUCGGACAACUUGCUGGUCACCGGAGGCCAGGGCUGUGUCUCCUUCUGGGAUCUAAACUAUGGGGACCUGCUGCAAACCGUCUACUUGGGCAAAAGCAGCGAGGCGCAGCCCGCCCGCCAGAUUCUUGUGCUGGACAAUGCAGCCGUCGUCUGCAACUUUGGCAGUGAGCUAAGCCUGGUAUAUGUGCCCUCGGUGCUGGAGAAGCUGGACUGAACCGGAGUUCAUGCUGGGCCCGAGCAUCCUCUCCAGAGUCUCCAUAGCAGCCCUGGACUGGAGGUGACCCAACUGUGGUGACCAGGCUUGGAGCAGGAGGGGAGUAGUCCACCUUACUGGUGGUCAGGGGAGGACAGCUGUUGGUAAGCUUCUAUCCCACUAAGGGCACCGUGUGCCCUGCUAACUGGUGACCUGGCUAGGCAGAGGGGCCCUUCAUUCUGCCUGUCAUCUCCGGCUCUCCCUUUCCCCAUUAGUGGGACCAAAGCUGUAGUACCAGAGGGUGAAGGAGAGAGAGGGUUGGCUGGGUUUGUCCUUGGGACUUUUCAGUGACUUCCCACCUUGCCAGUUCCCUCUUCUUAAAUAAACUUUUUUUAAAUCAUGUAA
Gracilinanus agilis (Agile Gracile Mouse Opossum) is the source of this 4280-nucleotide messenger RNA. It is a transcript of the gene SCAP, whose product is annotated as SREBF chaperone. The transcript has 22 exons. The record is from RefSeq and is a predicted model, not a curated record. Gene Ontology annotation, biological process: SREBP signaling pathway. Gene Ontology annotation, cellular component: endoplasmic reticulum membrane; Golgi membrane. Bases 42 to 3896 code for a protein of 1284 amino acids. NCBI's taxonomy places the organism in Eukaryota, Metazoa, Chordata, Mammalia, Didelphimorphia, Didelphidae. Gene Ontology annotation, molecular function: protein binding; sterol binding.